This is a messenger RNA of Arabidopsis arenosa, 827 nucleotides long. The record is from the annotation of a GenBank genome assembly. NCBI's taxonomy places the organism in Eukaryota, Viridiplantae, Streptophyta, Magnoliopsida, Brassicales, Brassicaceae.
GUCGCCUCCUUGAACAAGAAGCUCUGAAAGCCGUAAACUUCUAAGGUUCUUGGUCGUUCUUAACUGAUCUGUCAAGAUGUUUUCUGGUCAGUACAAGAUCCACAAGGAUAAGGGUGUGGAACCAACAGAGUUUGAAGAGCAAGUUACUCAGGCUCUCUUUGACUUGGAGAACACCAACCAGGAGUUGAAAAGCGAGUUGAAAGAUCUCUACAUUAACCAAGCAGUUCAUAUGGAUAUUUCUAGCAACCGCAAAGCUGUUGUCAUCUACGUUCCAUUCAGACUGAGGAAAGCUUUCCGCAAGAUUCAUCUCCGUCUUGUCAGAGAGCUUGAGAAGAAGUUCAGUGGAAAAGAUGUUAUCUUUGUUGCUACCAGAAGAAUCAUGCGUCCCCCAAAGAAAGGCUCAGCUGUUCAGAGACCACGCAACAGAACUCUUACUUCUGUCCAUGAAGCCAUGCUAGAGGAUGUCGCUUACCCUGCUGAGAUUGUAGGAAAACGAACCAGAUACCGUCUUGAUGGCACCAAGAUCACAAAGGUCUAUUUGGACACUAAGCAGAAGAACGACACUGAGUACAAGCUUGAGACAAUGGUGGGUGUGUACAGGAAACUUACAGGGAGAGAUGUAGUUUUCGAGUACCCAGUCAUAGAAGCUUGAAGAGACGAAUGUUUGUUUUAUUCUUUUUUGUCGGAUAGAGAGCUUUUGAUUCUGUUUGGGAGUAUAACUCUUUGAAAAAGAUUUUCUUGUUUCAUCAACUUCUCAAUCUUCUUCAAAGUUCUGUGACUUCUGUCUAACAAGACCCUUAUUUUUUCCUACUAGCAUUUCAUAGUUU